Malus domestica (apple) is the source of this 2353-nucleotide messenger RNA. Its product is annotated as cyclic nucleotide-gated ion channel 4. The record is from RefSeq and is a predicted model, not a curated record. Lineage: Eukaryota; Viridiplantae; Streptophyta; Magnoliopsida; Rosales; Rosaceae.
UUAUUGUUGUCCUUUACGCGAACGCAUAUAUUCUUUCAAAGCUGCUCAUCAGAACUCAUACCUUAAUUCCUCCCAUCCCAUUACUCAUAACCAUGCCUGGUGAGCAAGAAAUUUCUCAGACUUCUUCACGCAUGCAUAACUACAUCUCCGAGGAUGAAUCCGAAACUGAAGAUCACGAAGACCACGAGGUACAAGAAGACGACGCAGAGAGUGAUGGAAGUACUACAUCUCAUGGAGGAAAUUUUGAGAACUGCUUGUACAACAUGUGUUCGUCGCGGCAGAGGAGGAGGCCCGGUUGGUCACUCGGCCAAGUUCUCGACCCGAGAGCAAAAUGGGUUCAAGAAUGGAACAGGGUUUUCCUCCUUGUGUGUGCAACGGGGCUCAUCAUAGACCCUCUCUUCUUCUACGCCUUAUCCAUUAGCCAGAGCUGUAUGUGUCUGUUUGUGGACGGGUGGUUCGCCAUCACGGUGACGGUGCUCCGCUGCAUGACGGACGUGUUGCACUUGUGGAACAUGUGGUUGCAGCUGAAGAUGGCCAAACGCUACUCCUUCACGGCCAUGGUUGGCGGGGAUGGUGGAGGAGCCAAUGGGCUGCGCGACACUAGUCCAAGGUCUGUGGCUCUCAAGUACUUGAAGUCGAAGAAGGGGUUUUUGUUUGACCUCUUUGUUAUUAUCCCCAUACCCCAGAUAAUAUUGUGGGUGGUAAUUCCUUCGCUAUUGGAGAGAGGAUCGGUGACCGUAGUGAUGACAGUGUUCUUGAUGUUUUUCUUCCAAUAUCUCCCAAAGAUCUAUCACUCUGUCUGCCUCCUGCGUCGGAUGCAAAAUCUCUCUGGCUACAUUUUUGGAACUGUUUGGUGGGGGAUAGCCCUCAACUUGAUUGCAUAUUUUGUCGCUGCCCAUGCUGCAGGAGCAUGUUGGUACUUGUUAGGAAUCCAAAGGGCAGAGAAAUGCUUGAAAGAGCAAUGCAGAGAAACAAGUGGUUGUGGCCUCAGAAUAUUAGCUUGCGAGGACACUAUUUACUAUGGAGCGACAAACACUCUAAGAGAAGCAGCGAGACUAGCCUGGGCGGAGAACAGAAAAGCACGGUCGACGUGCUUAGACAAUGCCGAUCAUUACGAUUAUGGAGCUUAUUCAUGGACUGUUCAGCUUGUCACAAAUGAUAGCCGAUUGGAGAAGAUCCUUUUUCCCAUCUUUUGGGGCCUAAUGACUCUCAGCACCUUUGGAAACUUGGAAAGCUCAACCGAGUGGUUAGAGGUUGUUUUCAACAUCAUUGUUCUAACCAGUGGGCUGCUUUUGGUCACCAUGUUGAUAGGAAACAUAAAGGUGUUUUUGCAUGCCACAACAUCCAAGAAACAAGCAAUGCAAUUGAAGAUGAGAAACAUAGAGUGGUGGAUGAGGAAGAGGCAGUUGCCUCAAGGGUUUAGACAGCGGGUGCGAAACUACGAGCGUCAGAGAUGGGCCGCCAUGCGUGGCGUAGAUGAAUGUGAGAUGAUCAGAAAUCUCCCUGAGGGCCUCAGGAGGGACAUCAAAUACCAUCUUUGCUUGGACUUAGUGAGACAGGUGCCAUUGUUCCAACACAUGGAUGAUCUGGUUCUUGAGAAUAUUUGUGAUCGCGUGAAGUCUCUUAUAUUCCCGAAAGGAGAAACUAUAACUAGAGAAGGAGAUCCAGUUCAAAGAAUGUUGUUUGUAGUAAGGGGUCACCUUCAAAGCAGCCAAGUUCUCAGAGAUGGUGUGAAAAGUUGCUGCAUGUUAGGCCCUGGCAACUUCAGCGGCGAUGAGCUUUUGUCAUGGUGUCUCAGAAGGCCCUUUAUAGAAAGACUACCACCAUCUUCCUCCACAUUAGUCACUCUUGAAACCACAGAGGCAUUUAGCCUUGAAGCUGAGGAUGUGAAAUACGUGACACAACAUUUCCGUUACACAUUCGUGAACGAAAAGGUUAAGAGAAGUGCAAGGUACUACUCGCCUGGUUGGAGGACUUGGGCUGCUGUGGCGAUUCAGUUGGCUUGGAGGAGGUACAAGCACCGUUUAACGCUAACUUCUUUGUCCUUUAUAAGGCCUAGGAGACCUGUGUCAAGGUGUUCUUCAAUGGGAGAGGACAGGCUCAGAUUGUAUACGGCCUUGUUGACGUCUCCAAAGCCAAAUGAUCAAGAUGAUUUUUUUGAUUGAUUAUAGAGAUCAGUCAAAGGCUGUGUGCAUUGUAAGUUUGGUUAUGUAUUAAUGUCUCAAUUUUGUAUAAAUAGAACAAAGGGAGGCCAUGAUAUUAAUGGUGUCUUGGGUAAUAAUUAAGUAAGUACAAUUAUGAGAAUGUAAGGGGCAGUAAUAAUUAAGUAGAAUUAUUAAAAUCUCUAUUAGCA